Messenger RNA from Rhododendron vialii, 2603 nucleotides. RefSeq names its product long chain acyl-CoA synthetase 9, chloroplastic. Gene Ontology annotation, cellular component: endoplasmic reticulum; membrane. Lineage: Eukaryota; Viridiplantae; Streptophyta; Magnoliopsida; Ericales; Ericaceae. Bases 246 to 2339 code for a protein of 697 amino acids. Gene Ontology annotation, molecular function: long-chain fatty acid-CoA ligase activity. The record is from RefSeq and is a predicted model, not a curated record. The transcript is spliced from 12 exons.
ACACACUGUAUUGUCAAUACUUAUUACUUGUGAGCCUCCAACUUCUCCUCUCUCGAUCCAUCCGCCCAACUCAACUACUUAGCACCUUCUAGUUUCGGCCAUUGGGUUCCUCAUUCUGAUCCCUGAACCCUAACUUCCGGCCUAUUUUUUGGGUUCUUGUAAUGCUUUCCAUCUGAAUUUGUUUUUGUUUUCAGAAACUUGUUUUCUGAAAUCAGGAUUUGAAGGGGCUGCACGGUUCCUGGAAAAUGAGUCCUUAUUUUAUUGGCCUCCUUGUUCCUCUUGUAUUCACUCUUUUGCUGCGGAAUUCCAAGAAUGGGAAGAAAAGGGGGUUGCUUGCCGAUGUAGGCGGGGAACCUGGGUAUGCAAUUCGAAAUUACCGUUUUACUUCCCCAGUGAUGACGGCAUGGGAGGGUAUAUCAACACUUGCAGAUCUUUUUGAGCAAUCGUGUAACCAGCACCGAAGCAAGCGGUUUCUUGGAACUCGAAAAUUGAUUUCAAGGGAAAUGGAAAAGUCUGAAGAUGGUAGGUCAUUUGAGAAGCUUCACUUGGGUGAAUAUGAGUGGUUAAGCUACGGCGAAGCGUUUGAAGCUGUGUGCAAUUUCGCUUCUGGUUUGGUACAUAUUGGGCAUAAAAGGGAAGAACGGGUAGCAAUAUUUGCUGAUACACGAGAAGAAUGGUUUAUUGCACUGCAGGGUUGCUUCAGGCGCAAUGUCACUGUUGUUACCAUCUACGCAUCUUUAGGGGAGGAGGCUCUGUGUCAUUCAUUAAAUGAGACAGAGGUCACAACUGUUAUUUGUGCGAACAAAGAACUGAAGAAACUUUUAGACAUAAGUGGGCAACUGGACACUGUAAAACGUAUAGUCUGCAUGGAUAAUGAGAUGUCAUCUAAUGGCUCAUUGAUUGAGAGGGGCAGCAGCUGGACAAUCACUUCAUUUUCUGAAGUAGAGAGACUUGGCCAAGAGAAUCCUACUGAAGCAGAUCUACCUCUUUCAGCUGACAUAGCAGUGAUAAUGUAUACAAGUGGGAGCACUGGUUUACCUAAGGGUGUAAUGAUGACACAUGGCAAUGUUCUAGCUACAGUUUCUGCUGUCAUGACAAUUGUUCCUGAGCUUGGAAAUAAGGAUGUUUAUUUAGCAUACCUACCGUUGGCUCAUAUUCUAGAAUUAGCAGCCGAGAAUGUAAUAGCCGCUGUUGGUAGUUCUAUAGGUUAUGGUUCUCCUUUGACUCUUACUGAUACAUCGAACAAGAUAAAGAGGGGAACAAAAGGGGAUGCUUCUAUGUUAAGGCCUACGUUGAUGACAGCUGUCCCAGCAAUUCUUGAUCGCGUUCGAGAUGGUGUGCUGAAGAAGGUAGAUGCAACAGGUGGACUAUCAAAGAGGUUGUUUGAUUUGGCCUAUGCACGUCGGUUCUCCGCAAUAAAUGGCAGCUGGUUUGGAGCAUGGGGCUUGGAAAGACACCUAUGGAACUUUUUUGUGUUUCGGAAGGUCCGAGCAAUUUUGGGUGGUCACAUUCGCUUUGUGCUGUCUGGAGGUGCUCCCCUUUCUGGUGAUACUCAAAGAUUCAUCAACAUUUGCCUCGGUGCUCCAAUAGGUCAAGGGUAUGGUCUUACUGAGACUUGUGCUGGUGGGACAUUUUCAGAGUAUGACGACACAUCUGUUGGCCGUGUUGGUGCUCCACUUCCUUGCUCAUUUAUUAAGUUGAUAGAUUGGCCUGAGGGUGGAUAUUUAAUAAUGGAUUCACCAAAGCCUCGAGGCGAAAUACUUAUUGGGGGCCCAAAUGUUACUGUCGGAUAUUUCAAAAAUGAGGAGAAAACAAAGGAAGUGUACAAGGUUGAUGAAAGAGGAAUGAGGUGGUUUUACACAGGUGACAUAGGGCAGUUUCAUAGUGAUGGUUGCCUUGAGAUAAUAGACCGUAAAAAGGAUAUAGUUAAGCUUCAGCAUGGAGAAUAUGUCUCACUGGGAAAGGUUGAGGCUGCCCUAAUUGUCAGCCCCUAUGUUGAAAAUAUUAUGUUGCAUGCUGAUCCUUUUCAUAGUUACUGUGUGGCGCUUGUGGUUGCUUCACAGUCGGCGUUGGAGGGCUGGGCUUCGAAGCAAGGAAUUGCUUUUGUUGAUUUUGCAGACUUGUGCCAAAAGAAAGAAACCGUGACUGAAGUGCUUGCGUCACUUGUGAAGGCAGGAAAGCAGGCGCGCUUGGAGAAGCUUGAGAUCCCUGCGAAGAUCAAACUGCUUUCCGAACCAUGGACUCCCGAAUCAGGCCUCGUAACUGCAGCGCUUAAGCUCAAGAGAGAAGUCAUCAGGAAAACAUUUUCAGAGGACCUUGCUCAGCUAUACAGAUCAUGAAUCUUAUCAAAAAGACGGUCUUGCGGAAAUUACAAGGAAUUUUCUUUCUUAAGGUGCCACUGAUUAUCCCGUACAACUUUUCUUUUUAUAUUUUCAGCAUCUUGGAUUUCUUCUUUACCCUUUGUGGAAGAAGUAAUUUCGGGAAAAAUUACGAGGGUGACUAUUUAUUUUACUUCUUGUAGAGGAAAAAUUACGAGGGUGACUAUUUAUUUAUAAAUGUACAAAUUUAUAAUUUUGUAUGAAUGUUUCAGUUGGACUUUGAAA